Molecule: messenger RNA, 4092 nt
Organism: Seriola aureovittata
Lineage: Eukaryota; Metazoa; Chordata; Actinopteri; Carangiformes; Carangidae
Exons: 5
Coding region: 2124-3308 (394 amino acids)
Biological process (GO): response to bacterium
Source: RefSeq, a predicted model, not a curated record
CUCUCUCCCUCUCCUCCUCUUGGUGCUUCAACCACAACGCUGACGGGGUAUGUACUUGCUUGUUCUGGCCCCUACCUGCUAUAAGCCACCUAGUUGUUAAUUUUAUUGUAUUUUACCUUACAGAUGGGCCAAAGGCUCGGCACGAGUGUGCGUUUGCUCCACUGAUGAAGAUCCAACAAGUCGCUUUGUUUUAAAGUUGCUCUUUGUUGCUCGAGCUACACUACUCGCAACUUCGCUUUUAGCGUGCCUGUAGCAAACAGGAAGCGGAUAGUGUGUGGGGUUUUUCUUUGUUUAAUAAUUUUGGGGUUAUUUUGAUUUUCUAAUUGAGAUGAUUUGUCUGAAUUAUUAUUUUGAUAUUUGUUAUAUUUUGAGUAUUUUUGUUGAAAUAUAUUGUUUGGGUUUUGUUGGUAUAUUUGUGUGCUGACCUUUCUUUUGGUUGUUUUGUUUCAGUUAGUGGGUCAGUCACAGUAGUUUUCUUUCAUUCUUAUUUUUCUUUGUUCUUCAUUUUUAUAUGGUUUCAUGCUGCUAACUGUUCCUCUGCUCGCUUACUUCCAGGUGCUGAGGACCUCACUGGUGACCUGCCCCCCCUGUUUUGGUGAUGGUGUCCUAUCGUGUGUAGUGUCCUUUCACUCCUUUUUGGCUUUGCCCUUGUGUGUGUGUGUGUUUAGUGUUUAACAUGUGGAUUGUGGUGCUCCCCUUUUAGUUGACGCCUUCACUCCCCCCUCACUCACCUUAAUCAUAGUGGCCCCAGCCCUGGAAGAAGCCCAGUUCUUAUCUCAGUCUAAAGGAAAAAUACUUUAUUUUUAGGGUAAAUGCCCAGUGUUUUCUUUAAUAUUGAUGAAAUAAACUCUUGUACAUUUUUUUUGAUUGGAAACACGUCUCCUGCCUUUUCAGUAAAGCGAACUUGUGUUGUCCUUGGUUUAGAAUAUUUAGUUUAUUGCUUUAUUCACACAUUUACUUUUUUGUUUUCUUCUUUCCUCCUCCCCCCCCCCCCCCCCCCCCCCCUUCAGGGUUAAACCCUGGGGUGGCGUUGUUGGUUUUGGUUAUUUGUUUGAUUUGAGUUAACUAUAAUUCAAGUAUUCCCUCGCCCACCACACUAGUAUGCUACAUAGAUAAAACACUUGUCUGGAUGGAGAUGGUUUUCGUUAUAAAACACUGUUUUAAAAUGAAAACACUAGUGUGGACGUGGACAAAGUCGUUCUGACUGCUUUGCUUGUGCUGUGAAAACUGCUCAGACAUGAGUGGUGUGUGUUGUUGAAGUGAUCAUCUUGAAGAACAGGCUGGAGUGAUCAGGUGUUACUCUGCAGGCCUAAGUCAGGCAAAGGCUUCGUGAAAGAACGGAAACAAAAUGAGGCAGUCAUCACUGUCAGGCAGUGAACCUCUGCCCCUGCGCUUUAUGCUUUUAUAUACUGUAGUUGGUUGGAGCAGCUUUUGUGGUUUUCAACAAGAUACUUUCAUACAGAGCGGACACAUACAAUGACACACACCGCUGUGAGGUUGAGACCAAACACCAUUAAUUGUAAAAUAAGAUUUAUACAAUGAUUCUAAAGGUUUGUUUUUCCUUUAGCCCAAACACUUGAGAUUAAACAUUGGAAACUGUUGAGGCUUUGGUUCUACUAGACCUCUGCUGCCUCCCCAGUACAGAGGAAGUGGACAGAAUCUGGGUGUGGUGCUCACAGCACUGAAAAGUAGCAUUUACAAAACAAAGAAACAACAAUUGGUAUUCCUAGAAAAAAAUUUAAAUUUUUUGCAUCUCAUUAUCAGUCCAAUAUUGUGUCAAAGUAAAUUUUAAAUUCAUUGUGAAUGUUUUUAGCCAUGCUGACAGGAUGGCUCUGUGGUGAUGUUGGUCAGUCCAACACUUAGGUCCAAACUCACAUAUGUAUUGGAUGGACUGGUGUGACAUGUUGUACAGAGAGACCGUCCUCAGAGGAAGAAUCACCCUGACUUUGAUGAUCCACUGACUUUCUGUGUAGCACCAGCAGCAGGUCAGUGUUCACUGAACUGACUCAGUGAAGUACACACAUUUAUUUUUCACAAAUUUACAAGCUAAUGCAGGAAACUCUUUUCAACUCUUGUUCUUCAUGUCUUUCACCGUGUAAUUCUCAGAAACUAAACUUCACACAAUGGGUUGCUCUGAACAUGUGAUCAAGUUUCCAAAUUUGGACAUGCAGUGUCACUUCAGUCGGCCAAUCAAACGCAGUCUUGUCAAAAGUGAACAAAAGAUCAAGAGUCUUUCCACUCAGCCAGAAAAUUCGAGCGCGAUGACAUCUGCACAGUUUGUCUUCUGCCUGACAUGUUUGUUCUUGGGGAGAAUGGUUCAGGCGACUGAUCAGAAAUUCUCCUCAUCUGUUCGUCAAGAGAGAAGUUUUGUAUCGGCUAAUGUUGGUGAAAGCUUGACUUUACAAUGUUUCUUUGACAAUGAUGAUUUACCAAGGAUUUACUGGUACAAACAAAGUGUGGGACAGAAACCAAGGCUCAUCUCGACCCUAUUUGCUUUUAAUAGAAAUGGAAGUUUUCAUGAUGAAUUCCAGAAUGAUCCACGUUUCACUCUGGACAGUGGAAUUGGUAAAAAUCACUUAAAAAUAACAGAUCUCCGUAUAUCAGACUCAGCUACUUACUACUGCGCCAAGAAAAAUUCAAUUGUUAUUGAAUUUGCUCAGGGAGCUACUGUCAGUGUGAAGGGUUCAGGUUUGAACAUCCAGGCUUCGGUCCAUCAGUCCGGAUCUGAGACCAUCCAGCCAGGAGGCUCUGUGACUCUCAGCUGUACAGUACACACUGGGACCUGUGAUGGAGAACACAGUGUUUACUGGUUCAAAGACUCUGAAGAAUCUCAUCCAGGACUCAUUUACACUCAUGGAGACAGGAACGAUCAGUGUGAGAGGAAACCUGAGACACAAACACAAACCUGUGUCUACAACUUGCCGAUGCAGAGGCUGAAUCUUUCUCAUGCUGGGACCUACUACUGUGCUGUUGCCUCAUGUGGACACAUACUGUUUGGAAACGGGAACAAACUGGACUUUGAGUAUGAGGAACACUCUCUUGUCUUGGUGUAUUUCUUGAGCGGAGCUUUGGCAUUCACCACCAUCCUGGUUGUUUUACUGGCUUCCUUCAUUUACAAGAUGAAGAAAACCAACAGCUUCCUAUCAGAGUCACAAACAAGAUCUUCAUCCUCCAGAGCAGAUAGAGAGGGUUACCGAGAUGCAGACAAUCUCCAUUACGCUGCCUUAAAUGUGAAAGUGCCCAACAGAUCAAGCAGACAGAGGGACAACACCAAGACUGAAUGUGUGUACUCCAGUGUUAGGCAGUAGAACUGGACGUGUUUCAUUUCUACUUUGUGAUUUUAGUGUGUAAUGUACAUUUAUAUGUAGAUAUUGAGAUAAAUAUCUUUUAAUAUUCUUCUUGUUGUGUGGGAUGUGUAAAGUUUCAGAUAUGGAUAAAGAACAGCCCAAAUAUGCUGAAAGAGAAUCUGAUGAAUAAAUUCAUGUUUGUGGAGAUGAUAAAUAUCUCACAGUAGUUUAUGCAUAAUAGUGCACAAUUUUGUCACAGUAAACACCUGCAGUUAAAUACCAUGUAGUGUUAUGAAUAAAAUGAGGGAAUAAAUCUAAAUGCUAAUGGUAUGUUAUCCUGUUACCAUUACACUGCAUCAUUUACUACAUAAUAAGUUGAAUAACUAAGUUUAGAAAAACAGUUUGAUGUUAUUUGAUGUCUUCAUUAGAAGAUGGCUUUUACUGUGCAGCCCUGACCAGGCUGCAUGCAUAAGUAACCAUACUGCUGACACUGUGCUGGAAGGCACAAAGAGGACUCGUACAGUCAAGGCCUCUGUUUGGUUUGCUCUUAUAGUCGCUAUGUAAAGUUGUUAACCUCAUGCAGCCCAGUCCCCAAAGAAAAGUUUUGUCUUAAUGUUUUGAUGUGUUUUCUUUAAGGUUAAUAAAGCGUAGGAGAUAAAGCCUGACUCUGACCCCUGUCCAUCUGCCACUUGUAAGAGAAGAUUACUGGUUAGUCGCAUCGUCAACCUCAGCUGACGUAGGUGACCCCCAGAGUUAUUUACUCUGGUGUGAGUUUGUAAUUGGCCCUGUUGCAACAGGUUAUAAG